Messenger RNA from Meleagris gallopavo (turkey), 506 nucleotides. The record is from RefSeq and is a predicted model, not a curated record. Lineage: Eukaryota; Metazoa; Chordata; Aves; Galliformes; Phasianidae.
UGAGGGCGGGAACUGCGGGAGGGGGCUGAGGGGGGCAACGGAGGGCGGGGCGCUGCGGGAGGGACAGCCAAUGGGAAGGCAGAUCGGAAGGGAGGGCGGUGAGUGACGGCUUCGGGGGCCAAUAAGAGAUGGGGGAUGAACCGAGGGGGGCAACGGGGGCAACGGGGGACGACGUCCACGAGGAGACGAGCGGAGAUGUGUGGCGGCCCACAGUGUACCACUGGGUGGAGAUGCGAGCCAAGAUGCGGAUCAUGGGCUUCCGCGGCGCCGCCGUCAAACCGCUGAACGAGGAAGCGGCGGCGGAGCUGGGGGCCGAGCUGCUGGGGGAAGCCAUCGUGUUCGGCGUGGGGGGGCUGUGCAUCUACCUCGAGUACGCCCGGCAGGCGGGGCAAGCGCGGCGACGCGAAGAGGAGCAGGCGGCGGCCAUGCGAGACAUGGCGGCGGCGCUGGAGCGCAUGCGCGGCGAGCUGGACGCGCUGCUAGCCGAAAGGGGCGGGGCGACGCCA